Messenger RNA from Ogataea parapolymorpha DL-1, 5382 nucleotides. RefSeq names its product Type II myosin heavy chain, required for wild-type cytokinesis and cell separation. The record is from RefSeq and is a predicted model, not a curated record. Gene Ontology annotation, biological process: vesicle transport along actin filament; actin filament organization. The transcript is spliced from 2 exons. Gene Ontology annotation, molecular function: ATP binding; microfilament motor activity; actin filament binding. The coding region runs from base 1 to 5382 and encodes 1793 amino acids. Lineage: Eukaryota; Fungi; Ascomycota; Pichiomycetes; Pichiales; Pichiaceae. Gene Ontology annotation, cellular component: vesicle; cytoplasm; actin cytoskeleton.
AUGGCUGACAAUGGCUUGCUAGUUGACGGUCUGGUAUGGUUACCAGACCCGCACCAGACAUUUGUGAAAGGACGUAUCAUCGAGACUAUAAAUGACGGAAAACAGGUCAAAGUGAAACCUGAAAACUCACAGGGAAACCUCGUCAUCUUGGACAUCGACAAGAUUGAGCGCUGCAAUCCUCCGCAGUUUGACAAGUGUCAGGAUAUGGCUUCAAUGACGUAUCUCAGCGAGCCUUCAGUUGUGAACAACCUUAUGUUACGCUACGAAGAAGACUCUAUCUACACCUGUUCCGGUUUGUUUCUGGUUGCAGUCAAUCCUUACAAGGAGCUCAAUAUCUACAAUAAAAGUUUUGUUAAUAUGUACAAGGAUUCCAGGUCGGACAAAAAUGGCUCAUCCGAGAAAGACCAGAAGCUGACCAGUUGCAAACCUCAUAUUUUCGCUAUCAGUGAAGAGGCCUUCCAAAACUUGAUCACUGACGGCAAGGAUCAGAGUAUUUUGGUCACUGGAGAAUCUGGAGCCGGAAAAACAGAAACUACAAAGAAAGUGAUCCAAUACCUGCUCGCCGUUGUUUCCACUGACAACAAUAGCUCUACACCCUCUAGUUUUGAAAGCCAAAUUUUGGAAGCCAACCCGAUACUUGAAAGCUUCGGUAAUGCUCAGACGGUGAAAAAUCUCAACUCAUCAAGAUUUGGUAAAUUCAUCAAGAUCCAUAUUCAACACUCUACAAGGCGAUUGGUCGGUGCGCAUAUUGACUGGUAUCUACUUGAAAAAUCACGGGUCGUUCUUCAAGACAAGAUAGAGAGAAAUUAUCAUGUAUUUUAUCAAUUCCUCAAAGGUGCAUCUGAGAGCGAACUCAAAAAGCUGAAAUUAAGUCGUUCAUUCCAGCAGUAUGGCUACCUCAAAGAUACCAAUCAUGCUGUCUCUGGGAUAAAUGACAAAGAGGACUACUUAAAACUUCAAAAAGCUUUGGAGGUGAUGAAAUUCAGCAAGGAAGAAAAGGGCCACAUCUUCAAAACCAUUGCCACCAUUUUGCAUCUAGGAAACCUCACAUUCAAGAACCGCGGUAAAGAUGACCGUCAGGCUCAUUUCAGCGAUGAUGCUCCUGUCAAUACAGUUUCUGAACUCCUGGGAGUGUCAGAAAAUGAGCUUAGAACCGCUUUGUUAACAUCCAAAGUUAAAGCUGGAAGAGAAUUCGUCACUCAGCAACGUACGGCUUCUCAAGCUAAAUUUACCAUUGAUGCACUUUCAAAGUCAUUAUAUGAACGUUUGUUCCGAUUUUUGGUGGAUAAGAUCAACGACAAUUUUAACCGUAACUCUUCGCUAUCAAUGGAAGCACAAAAUUUUGUGGGCAUUCUCGAUAUUGCAGGGUUCGAGAUCUUUGAAAGAAACUCCUUUGAGCAACUAUGCAUCAACUACACCAAUGAGAAGUUACAACAGUUCUUCAACCAUCAUAUGUUUGUCUUGGAGCAAAGCGAAUAUCUGCGGGAAGGUAUCAGUUGGAACUAUGUUGACUUUGGUCAGGAGCUCAAGCCCACAAUAGAGCUGAUUGAAGGAUCUUCCUCCAAUAAGAUUGGAAUAUUCUCGCUCUUGAAUGAGGAGUGUGUUGUUCCUAAGGGGUCAGAUACUUCUUUCCUUGAAAAACUGCACCGAGAACUCGAGUCAAAAACGAACCAAAAGAAUUCUAGGUACAAGCCAAGCAAGCUUAGAGACGCAUUCCUUGUUCAGCACUACGCUGGCACAGUUGAGUAUUCUGUGGAUGGCUGGCUCGACAAGAACAAAGACCCACUUAGUAAUGCUCUGGUUGAAAUUCUGUCAGAAUCCAAAGAUAAGUUUGUUAGAGCCUUGUUUGAUUCCUCUAUUGAAACCAACCUCACAAUCUCUCCGGUCAAAGGAGGUCAAAGAAGAGGCGACAGAUUCAGAACUGUCGCCCAAAGGCAUAAGGAACAACUCAACGACUUGAUGAAGCAACUGUCUGCCACUCAUCCUCAUUUUGUGAGAUGUAUUUUGCCCAACACAAACAAAAUGCCAGGACAGUUUGAUAAAAAGCUUGUUCUCGAGCAACUUAGAUGCAAUGGUGUUUUGGAAGGCAUUCGUAUAGCCAGAUCUGGAUAUCCCAAUAGGAUCGAAUUUGACCAAUUUGCUGAAACUUACUGGCUUUUGGCCAAAAAUACAGCAUCUUCUAGAAGCUUGAGAAGAAGAAGCAAAGAAAUUUGUGAAAUCAUUCUCAAAGAUUUGCAUCUGGAUCCUGAAGUUUACAAGAUUGGUACAACUAAGUUGUUUUUCCGUAAUGGAGUCCUCGCGAAGCUGGAGAAAGAAAAGACACGAAGAUUAUCAGCAAUGGUUUCUGAGUUUAAUGCCGUUGCUCGAGGUGUGAUACUGAGAGGAAGAACCAAAGCUCAGCUAGCAAAAAUGCAAGCCUCUCGUAUCAUAGCGAAAAAUUUCACCGUCUACAACAGUGUCUCCAACGAUCCAUGGUUUAGAAUUGUUUCUCAAGUAAAGCCUUUGCUUGCAAAUUCUGAUUCCUCUCAGUCCUUCUUCAAUCAAAAAAUAAAGACGCUGGAGAAAAAGAUCAAUGUUCUUAAAGUGGAAAAGGAAAUGGAGACACAAUCAAAGAAUAAACUCUCAGAAGAACUCGCGUCAUUAACAGGAGCAAUUGAAAUUGAUAGGAAAUUACUGGCAGACAAAACUAAAUAUUUGGAUACACUGCAGGUUAAUCAUGUCAAACUUGAAAACCAGUUGAAGGACAAACAGGUGGAAUUGCAGGAGCUUCAAGAUAACUAUAAAGCUUCCAAAACGGCAAUCGAGCAAGAAAAAAGGCACCUACUUGAGAAACUAAACACUCUGACAGAGGAGUUGGAAGCAAACAAUAAAGAUGCGAACUCUCUUCGGGAAGAAAUCAAGACCCUGAAGAACUCGUCUAUGGAGAAGGAUGAACGGAUUAAACAGCUUGAAGCAACUCUUGAGUCUGCAAAGGCAGAUAUGAGCAAGAAGCUCCAACAAAAGACCGAUGAAGUACUCGAAAGCCAACAACAGCGGAAAGACAUACUGAAUGAAUUUGAGGCUCUGCAGAAAACCCUUCGAGAACAUCAACAAGAACAGUUGAUCUUGAGUAGAACUAUACAAAACAAAGAAGACCAGACAGCAGAGAUAGGAAAAGCAAAAGAGAUGUAUCUCGAGCUUCAAAAUAAAUAUAAACAAUUGCAGCACGAAUACGGAGAGGCAAAAGCUCUGCUGGAGGCAAAGAUCACUGAUGAGAUCAAUUUUGACCGCGGCAAGCAAAAAUAUGAUAGAGAAAUCAAGGAUCUGAAACAGGCAUUGGAAGAAAUGAAGACAGAGGUGGAGGUCGGGAAAAGAGAUUCGACAAGGUUGUCUCAGGAGCUCAAAAAUGCCAAAUCCGAAAUCAAUCAUCUAAACAAGAUCAAGAGAGGUUUAGAUGUUAAACUUGCAGAAUAUCAGUUGAAGUCAUCCAAAAGGCCUGAAAUGCAAGACACUGCAGAUAUCGAGCUUCUGCAAACUAGACUUGCAUCUGAAGCAUAUGAAAACAGACAGCUAAGAGCUCAACUCAAAAAGCUAGCCUCUGGGAAAGAUAUAAUACCUGGCGAUUUAUCUGACGAGCUUUCAGCUGAACGAGCUGCUAACAGGCGCCUCGAAAAAUUGAACAUUGACUUGCAAAAAGAGCUUCUUCAUUACAAGAAUAAUUCCCGUGAGUCGAGAGGAUUAGAACGGUUGGAGGAGGAUUACAAGUCGAAAUACCAACUUGCAGAAAUAAAAUUGCAGUCCAUGGAAGACAAACUCAAGAUUUCAUUAUCAAGCCCAUUGAAAGAUCGCACCCGUGAGUUUGGUAACCAGACUAAUAUUGAGUCUCCCGAGAAGAAUCCUCUUAUUGUUAAACAAGAAAACUUGAGGUUGAGUUCAAUGCUGAACGAGUCUCAAACGAAACUGAGAAGACUGCAAAUGAGCAAUGCUGCGAACUUUGCACAACAGGAGCAAUCCAUCCAACUGAACUCGAAGCUGCAAAUUUUGACAAACAAGAACCAGUCUUUACAAGAAUCUCUGGAUUUCUAUAAGGCUAGGGCCGAAAACUACUAUAGUAAGAUUGAGGCAGCCGAGGUUGCUGUUCAAACCGCCAAACGCGCCGAGGAAAAUUUAAGAAAUGAAUUGAACCAAACGAAGCAAAGGCUAACUAAGGCACAACAGGAAUACCGCAAUUCAGAUCUUACGGUGGCUAAGCUCAACACUCAAAUCAGAGAUCUUGAAAGGGAUCUGUCAGACAAGGUGUUUGAGCUAAGAAAGUUGCAAGAAGCGUACAAUGCUCUUAAAGACAAGUAUGAGAAUGCGGAGGAGCUUAGAUUGUCCUCAUCGUCCAAUCAAGCGGAUUCAAAAGACCGAGAAAUUAAAUUGUUAAACAACGACUUACUACAGCUUAUGGACAAAGAGACUGAACUGAACAAACAGAUUAAGAAUGUCACAAUGCAGCUUGAAAGUUCAAAGAAAGAAGUUCGUACCAUCAAGUUCAGCAACAGCGAGUUGUUAAAAGAAAAUGAACAAUUUAAGAGAGCACUCACUGAGACGAUGUACAAAAAUGACAAGCUCACAACAGAGAGACAAGAGCACUUAAUGCGACUGGAAACUCUUACAUCACAAGUAAAGGCCCUCAAAACUUCGAACGAGGAUCUUUUGCAGGAGAGAGAUAGCCUGCUGGAGUCAAAGCGUGAGUUGGAGGCGAAAGUUUCAGAAAUCACCGCAGAAUUUGAUAAAUACCUUGCUAAGGCCAAGGAUGAUGCAGAGAAUGCAGCUACAGUUGUCCAACUCCGUGGAGAAUUAGAGAAGACAAGCCAAGAGGCACUGGAAUUGAAAGAGAAGCUUCAGCAGCACGACGAGAAAUUGCGCGAAUACGAAGCCAAAAUGGCUGAUCUUCAAAGAGACUCAUUGAUGGUGAUUGAGGAAAACAAAGCUUUGACAAAGUUCAACAAGCAACUGAAAAUAAAGGUUGACGACAUGGUAUUGGAUCACCAGAAGGAGAUGGAGUCCGAGCGGAAACACUGGACUACCAGAGUUCAAGAACUUGAAGAGAAAAUAUACUUGCAUAAUGCCACCAAGCGUGACGAAGACCAAAAGCUCUACAAUCUUGAGCGCUUGGUCAAGGACUAUGAGCAUCGCAACGAGAUCCAGACUUCUACCAUUGAACGUUACAGGGAUGAUGUUAAGAAUUUAGAGGAAACGGUGACAAGGCUUGAUUCAAAAUUGGAGGUUUUGCAGCAGAAGGAAGCUGAAGCUACUCUUCGUGCAAAACGAGCAUUGCGGGAGCUCGAUGAUUCGAGAGAGAAAGCUUUAUUGUUGGAAAGGGAGCUUCUUGAUUGGCGUACCACCAGUACCGAAUAA